GAUGGGAAACAACACAUCCUCAUCUGUGGGGAAGUCAACAGCUACUCCUGUGAAACAGAUCCAAGAAACAAUUUCUAACAAUUGUGUGGUGAUUUUCUCAAAAACAUCCUGUUCUUACUGUUCAAUGGCUAAAAAGAUCUUCCAUGACAUGAAUGUCAACUGUAAAGUUGUAGAAUUGGAUAUGCUGGAAUAUGGUAGCCAGUUUCAAGAUGCUCUUCACAAGAUGACUGGAGAAAGAACUGUUCCAAGAAUAUUUGUCAAUGGAACCUUCAUCGGAGGUGCAACUGACACUCACAGGCUUCACAAAGAAGGGAAAUUGCUGCCACUGGUUCGUCAAUGUAAUUUAAACAAAAGCAGGAGGAAAGAAGUUGAAUGACGUGGAUAGUCACCUCGACCAGUAAAAUUGUCGAGUAAAAGAAGUUCUCUAUGAGAAAGCUACAGCAUCCUGAAGACUUCUCAAGAGCUAGCUGAGUACAUGCACCUUUGGCUCAACAUGCUUUUCCUUCCUUUCCUCUUUCCCUGCUCUUGGCAAAGUCUGCUUCCAUCAUGCACACACUGACGACGCUUUUUACUACUGCAUUUAGCUGGGAAGUAGCUGUGGAUUUUCGUGAAGUCCACUGCAGCAGUGGACCCCUCAGGCCGUUCUGGUACUUAUGGUUAAAUGACAUCCAAUGUGAAAUUUCGAAUCACAUCCAGAGCCGAAGUAUCAAAACCACACAUAUCCAACAUGCCUCUAUCAUCUGGGUCUGCGAUGGUAAAACCAUUUGAUGUCAUCCCACAAACAAUCAAUUUAGCAGGAAUAUUCAUUUUCUGUACAGAAAAUAGAGGGGAAAGCAAAUACAUACAUAAUUAUAUGAAAGAAAAUAUAUUUAAUGGUUUUGUUUUGAUAAACUUUCCUUGAGACAGAUUUCAGUUAGCCCAGCCAGGCCUCAAACUUGGUAUACAGCUGAGUAUGACCCUGAUCCUAGUGCCUCUGCCUUUCAAAUGCUAGGUUUGUAGGUUUGUAUCACUAUACCUAAUAUGAUGCAGUGCUGGGUUCUGAGCCUAGGGCCUCACACAUGGUAAACUACUUUACCAAUGGAAAUACAUCUCCAGCCCUUGCUUGUUUAUUUAUUGUGUUGCUUAUUUAUUGUGACAGGAUCUCACUAUAAUUGUAGCCCAGGCUAAUCUUAAACUCCUUAUGUAGCUUAGACUGCCCUCAAACCAAUGAUCUUCCUACCUCAGACUCUUUUGUUGAAAUACUUUAUUUUUAAUAUGUAUGUGUGCGAUGCAGUGAUUACAGAGGCUAGAUGCAUCAGAUCUCCUGGACCUGGAGUUACUGACAAUUGUGAACCACCCAAUAUAGGUGCUGGGAUAUGAACUCAGGUCCUCUGCAAGUGCAGGGCGUGCUCUUAGCUACUGAACCAUCUCUCUAGUCCCCUGCCUCCAUCUCUUCAGUACUAGGAUUACAUGCUAAGCUACCUUGCCCAGUUCUAAUGAUCAAUUUAUUUUUGAGACAGGGUAGAACUGUUGUAUCCACCCUAAAAAGUAUGCACCAUUACCUACUAUGACAUGCCAGUUAUCCAAUUUGUUCAGAUCCACAGUUAUCAGAAGAGACUUAGCACUAACAUCCAUGUUGUGGAAUAUUAGGUGAAGAUGUGUUAAUUUGUUUAUGCUAUGGAAUAUUUGUUUAAUGAUGCAAAGAUGUGUUGCAUUUGCUUAACUCUGUGAAGUUGAGUUACUUUGUCUGCUUAAAACACAUGAUUGGUCUAAUAAAGAGCUUAACAGCCAAUACUUAGGCAGGAGAGAGAAAUAGGUGGGUCUGGCAGGUAGAGAGAAUAAAUAGGAGAAAUCUAGGAAGAAAAGACUGGGGAAUGAAAGGAGAAGGAGAGGAGGACUCCAGGGGUCAGCCCCCUAGUUACACAACAAGCAAUGGAGUAAGAGGUAAAGAAAGAUACAUAGUAUAUAGAAAGAUAAAAGCCCAGGGGCAAAAGGUAGAUGGGUUAACUUAAAAGCUGGCUACAAAUAAGCCAAGAUAAGGCCAGGUAUUCAUAAAAAAGAAUAAGCCUCUGUGUAAUUAUUGAGGAGCUAGGUGGCAGGCCCCCCAAAGAGUAAAACAACCAACAACAUAUCCAGACUGCUUUUAGUCCAAAUACUAUUUCCUCCUUUUUUGGCACUCAAAAAUAAAGCAUUCAUGAGAAACCUGAA
This is a messenger RNA of Cricetulus griseus (Chinese hamster), 2187 nucleotides long. Lineage: Eukaryota; Metazoa; Chordata; Mammalia; Rodentia; Cricetidae. The record is from RefSeq and is a predicted model, not a curated record.